Molecule: messenger RNA, 4229 nt
Organism: Ostrea edulis (European flat oyster)
Lineage: Eukaryota; Metazoa; Mollusca; Bivalvia; Ostreida; Ostreidae
Product: allene oxide synthase-lipoxygenase protein-like
Exons: 16
Coding region: 1-1764 (587 amino acids)
Biological process (GO): lipid oxidation
Molecular function (GO): oxidoreductase activity, acting on single donors with incorporation of molecular oxygen, incorporation of two atoms of oxygen; metal ion binding
Source: RefSeq, a predicted model, not a curated record
AUGGGUAACACGCAACCACCAUCGCUACCAAACCAAGAUCCAAAUAUUGAAGUUCGGAAUCUGAAAUUGGAAUGUGCUAGACAGAAAUAUCAGCUAGAACAAAAAACGUUUGGAUUGACAUCCAUGGAACAGAGAGAAAUUAAUAUCGUUAAUGUUCCGCCUAUGUUAAGAAAACUUCCACGCGAGCAGAACUGGCGCCUUCCAUCAUUGCUGAGAUUUGGUCUGCGGUAUUUAUUCUAUACCUUUGUGCAGUGUUUGUGUGGAUGGGGAAAGUGUACACUACGUAAAAUGGCCUGUGUAUUUUCAUGUUGCCGAUGUAUAUUAGAAGAGCCACAGGGUCGCAGGGUGUGGAGAACAGAAUCUGUCAAUCAACCGAAUCAAACACAGACACAGAAGGCUCAAGCAGAUCAUUGGUUUGCGUGGCAGAGAUUAAAUGGAGUAACACGGAAUCUGAUCAGAAGAGCGACGGAAAUCCCUAAACAAUUCCUUCCUUUUGUGGACACGAUUGAGGAAAACCAUCCUUAUCUCAGUGACAAGAAAUUUUCCAGUCAUAUACAGAAUGGCACACUGUUUGUCGUGGAUCUGGAGGAAGUUGCAUUCAAUGAACCAACUUUAUUGGCUCCUGUUGCCUUGCUUGUGAUAUAUAACAACAUGCUGAUGCCAGUAGCAAUACGUACGGAUCCACGAAAUCCGGAUAACAAGGAGAUUGCCACCCCUCCUCUACGUGAAUCCAACAGUCCUGAGCAACUGCGGAAGUGGGUGAAAGCUAAGAUGUGGUUCAACAUGUUAGACGCACAAUACCACGAGUCUGUUACUCACUUAGGCUUCACACAUUUAUUGAUGGAUGGUGUAAGCGUGUGUGUGCAUAGGAAUCUAUCCGAAAGGCAUCCCAUUUACAAAUUAAUGCUUCCUCACUUUCAUUAUAUGCAUUUCAUCAAUCAGGUUGCUGUAAAGGAAUUGGUUGAACCAGGUGGUUACGUUGACAGAGAUAUGUAUUUUGGACAAAAGAACAUGAUUAAAUUGAUAUCAAAACACAAUGAAAACUGGAAGUUCAAGGAGCAUGGGUGUAUUGUUCAAAACUUUCUCAGCAGAGGCGUACAGGAAUUACCAGGGUAUUAUUUUAAGGAUGAUGCAACUUACCUACACGAGGCGAUAACAAACUACGUCCGCGAAUACGUUACCCAUUACUAUGGCGGUGAUGAUGAGAUCAAUCAAGAUCCAGAGAUUCAAGCUUUUCGAGCUCAACUCAUAGCACCUCGAUCAAUGUCGGGAGAUGAAGCAGCUGGCUGUGGCAUGAAGGAUGUGCCGGAGUUUGACGGUGUUGCAAACCUCGUCACUGUCUUGGCCAAUUUCAUCUACAUCUGUAGUGUGGAACACUCAGCGACCAACUUCCCACAGUAUGAUCAGUACGGCUUUCUGCCUAAUAUGCCUGCGAUUCUGAAUGGACAGCCCGAAUUCCAAAUAGGUGAAAAUGAACUAAAUGCACCAAUGCCUACUGCAAGGGAAUUUUUCUCGACAAUCAAAAUUAUGAUGGUGUUGACUUUAGUAUUGACAAACAGCUUGGGGAAAUACGAAUCUCGCUACCAGAAUGCAAUGGACGCUGCCGGAAAACGCAUUGUACGAAAAUUUCAGCGAUCACUUGAUGACAUCACAACCAGAAUUAAUGCACGAAACACGACAAUCCAGAACACUGCUGGUAACAUUGAAGGAUAUCCUUAUGAGUGGCUUCUCCCGAAGAGAGUGUUGAACUCCAUCAGUAUCUGAACUUUGUUUGAGGCUGUUGUUUAGUACAUACAUGCACUUGCCCAAUCUUGAAACCAAAAUUGUUAUGUUUUAAACUAUACGGCUGUGUUAUCACAUAUGAUACAUGGAGUUCGUGUAUGAAAUACACAUUGACAUUGAAGAAAUCAAAUAGACUUAAAUGAUGUUCACUUCUCAAUAUCAGUUAAAUGUAUAUUUUAAUAAUCUGAAAUGACAUUGACCUUAUUGCACUUAGAUUUCAAUAUGGAUCGGUUUAUGUCUUAAUGACAUUUUAUAAAAACUUGUUAAGAGAAAUUUUCUAUCCAAAGUAUUUAUAUUGUAGAUGAAGUCAUCGGAUCAAUGUUGAUUUUUCAAAAUAUAGAGCUGCAGUGCAUUUAAAUGAUAAGACAUGCGCAUGUCCUAAACUCAGGAGCUAACAUCUUCAAAUCAAAGGCAAUUUUCAUAAUCUCUUCAGUACUGUAUGUACAACAUUUUCAAAUGUAAUGGAAGCAUUGUCAAGCAAAUAGCACAGACCACUGGACAAUGAAGAGAAAAAUAUACAACAAUCAUAAUCCAUGUACGUUCAACAUACUCCAUUUUGAUUAGUUACUCUUAUACAUAUUAUAUUACUCGGUUUGCUGUUAUUAUCUGUAUUAUAAUCACUAUUUGUUUUUAAUCUUUUACAAAUACUCUCUUUGCUGUUAAUUGAAUUGUAUGACUCGCGGUCGCUGUUAAAUUUCACUAAACAAAUUCGCUGAAAUAAAGUUUAGUAGAGUGAUACAAUGUAGUUAACAAAAUGAGUUACACGUGAUUGAUUGAUGGUAUCUAACCUCUCGGCCACCGCGGCGGUGAGUUACACGUGUGUGCAUCCCGUAUAUAUUGAUGGGAUAUGAAAAAGUGACGAUAACGAAUAAUGCUCAACCUCUUAACACCUAUAAGGAAUAUAAAAUAGAUAUACUGAUAGUAUUAUGAAUUGUGAUAGAUUUUGCUCGAUUUUUGUUUUAAAUCUGUGGACAAGGAAUAGACGCAAUGAGCACAAUGGUCUUGAUUUGUAUUGUAUGUCUGUCUAAGGUACAAUCCCCUAUUUGCAUAUGCAAUACAUGUACAUUUUAGAUUUACUUUAUCCAAAUGAUGUCGUUACAUUUAUGCUCUGGAAAGUCCUAUGAGUAAGAGCGGGUAUCCACAUUUACGUUUGGUGGUAAAGGGGUUUUAACAGUCUCGUUUAAAGUAAGCAUUUCGCAACUUCUAUGGUCGUAAUAACAAUACUGCCGUUUGUUAAAUGCUUGCUGAAAAGUUUCAUACCGAUUGUUAGGCGGUUCUUGUACACUGAUUUCGACUACGAUAUAUCCGUUUACCUGAUUGCAAAAUAGGGCUCACGACGGGUGUAUCCGGUGGACAGGGGAUCUUUAAUCCUCUUACACACCUGAUCCCACCUCUUGCAUGUCAUGGGAUCCGUGUUUGCCCAAUUUUAAAUUUUGUAUUGCUUAUACAGUGUAGAUUGAAUUUCGUUAUUUUCAAUUUCCAUUGGGUUUAGUGUAAGGAUAUACUGUAAUUUAAUCCUAUUGUCCAAUCACAAUAUUAAUUUAUAGUGCUUGACAGUGUAAACACUUUAAAUAUCAAUUUCAAUAAAUUUAAAGGUAGCUACUGGCUAGAUAACGGUACAAUAUCAAUACAACUCAUAUCCUCAUAUGAAGAAAAUGGACCGAUUUUGUAGCAUUUGAGGACAAAAGACAACACGAAUUUCAUGUUUAUUUAGAAAAUUGUGGUUUCAGAUAUACCCCUAGACAAGAUUGUUUUAGGAUUUGCAAACUCCUUUCUUUCCUGUGGGAAGUUAAGUGGGUAUUUGAAAUAAUAACAUGUGCGGUUACUCUAGUGUCCUGAUCCCGUAGGUUAGCCAUAUAACCUCGGUGAAAUCGAACACCAAAUUGAUUAAGUUAUUUUUACGCUUUUGAUUUUCGACAACCUGGGGUUAGGGUUCAUUGAAAGAAAUCCAAACUUUUUAUAAAUCUUACCCAUAUUUAUCUAACCCAAGGAAUAGGUACCGCCCUACCUCCCAUGGUCAGAUAGAACGAGAAAAGAUUACAGAAAGUGUAAAUAAAACUAAACCUAAUAUAUAGUAAGGAUGCAUACCUCAUUUUCGAUAAGUUUUUUUUUCAUUACCGCUUACAACUAAUUAGAACAUAGACGCUGCCCUUUUAAUCUGUGAAUAUAAUACUGUAUACGGCAUUUCCAAAAAUAUUGGUCAUCGGAAUAAUAUUGCUGUAAAUUAGAAUUCUAUGAAAAUGACAUAUAUGUCAUAUGUCAUAUAAAAUGACACAUAAAUGACAGAUAUUUCGACAAAAUGACAUGCAUUGCAAUAUAUUUUGCUUGAAACGAUGGCUUUUGAUUUUUUUUCUAUCUAUCUAUCUAUCUAUCUAUCUAUAUAUAUAUAUAUAUAUAUAUUUCUUGUACUAAUACAUGAGUUAUGUAAAAUAUAUUGAAAAUUAAAA